Danaus chrysippus (African queen) is the source of this 234-nucleotide messenger RNA. The record is from the annotation of a GenBank genome assembly. NCBI's taxonomy places the organism in Eukaryota, Metazoa, Arthropoda, Insecta, Lepidoptera, Nymphalidae.
AUGGUGAAAAAACGUAAAAAGAAGGAUUCGGGUGAGUCCUUAAAUUUCAGCACAAGCAGCGAUUCCGAUUGCGAGGAUUCGCCAGUAUUGCAGGAUGCAAAUGCCUUCGCUCCCUUUAGGGUCGCUGAUUAUUGUCGGCGAUACUCUGAAGAUGCGGAAGCCAAGUCUGAAUUCAUAGUAUUUGUCGAAAGUACUAAUGAUGUCCCACUCGGUAAUAGGGACAUGAUGUACUAG